AUGCAUAAAACAUCCUCAAAUAUAGAAAUAUUAAGAGUGCAAGCAUUAUCAAUUCUAUGUAUGCCUCACCCUUUUCUUGAAUUUGAAGGCUUUGCUCCUAUGCAAAAUAAAUUUGAUACGUAUUGUUGCAGCAAACAAGAAAAUGACAAAGAAGAUUUUCUUGAUUUUAGUGGCUUUGCUCCCAUUCCAGACAAACUUGAUACAUGUUAUUGUACCAAAAAUCAAACACACAACAACAUUGAAGAAAAUUUUGAGGAGGAAGAGUUUAGUUUUGCAUGCACCAAUGUCCAAGGAACAUCUAUAUUUGCCGAUGAGAUAUUUGAAAAUGGAAAAAUACGACCAAUAUUCCCUAAUUUUGAUAAAUUUACCCUCUUAUUGAAUGCACAAAAUAAUGAUGCAUCACAUCUUCGACCACCGUUAAAGAAGAUUUUUGUUGAGAUAUCUGAAAAUUCAAACUCGAUAUUGAGUGGUGUUUCAAAAGGACCUCAUAAUGAGCCCUUGAAAAAUAGGACAAUGGUUGAAAUGAAGGCUGUGAAUGAGAGUUACGAAAAAAGUAAUUCCACAGGGUCCUCAAAGUUGUGGAGAUUUCGACAAAACUUGAACCUUCGAAGUAACAGUGACCAUAAGGAUGCUUUUGUUUUAUUGAAUCCUUCAAUGCCAUCAACAACCAACAAGCAAAAGGUAGAAAACAUUGUUGUCAAAAAGAGAAAGGAAGAUAUAAAUAAAUCUACAUUAUCGGCUUACGAGAAGUUUUAUGUCAUAAACAAAAUGAAGAAAAAUAGCAACAAACGAAGAUCGUUUUUGCCUUACAAGCACCAUUUACUUGGGAUCUUUACCAACAUGAAUGGAUUGAGUAGGAACCUACACCCCUUUUGA
This is a messenger RNA of Cicer arietinum (chickpea), 876 nucleotides long. RefSeq lists its product as uncharacterized. Lineage: Eukaryota; Viridiplantae; Streptophyta; Magnoliopsida; Fabales; Fabaceae. The record is from RefSeq and is a predicted model, not a curated record.